Lytechinus variegatus (green sea urchin) is the source of this 3924-nucleotide messenger RNA. Its product is annotated as phospholipid phosphatase 1-like. Gene Ontology annotation, biological process: phospholipid dephosphorylation; signal transduction; phospholipid metabolic process. The transcript has 7 exons. Gene Ontology annotation, molecular function: phosphatidate phosphatase activity. The coding region runs from base 1 to 1002 and encodes 333 amino acids. Lineage: Eukaryota; Metazoa; Echinodermata; Echinoidea; Temnopleuroida; Toxopneustidae. The record is from RefSeq and is a predicted model, not a curated record.
AUGGCAUCAGAUACAAUGAUGGUCCCCUCAACAUUGAUACCAUCUGUCAUCCUGUAUGCCCUGGAGAGUCCCACGUUGAUGUUCCAAAGAGGUUUCUUCUGCAAUGAUGAAAGCAUCAAGUAUCCAUACAAAGAAGAUACUGUCAGCGUCGGUGUACUUGUAGCUGUUGGUCUACUUGUACCAACAGUAACGAUGGUGCUCUGUGAAUGGUUUAUUUACCGAUAUUUUGUGAGAUGCUCAGAAGAAGGGUCUCCAUGGCGACCGUACAACCGGAAAAAGCUGUGUUGUUGCUCAGUUCACCCUUGGGCAAACGCUCUCUAUUCUACCCUUGGACCCUUUGGUCUUGGCGCUGCCUUCACUCUACUUCUGACAGACUCUGGAAAGUAUCUGAUUGGACGAUUAAGGCCACAUUUCAUCUCUGUGUGCCAACCUGAUUGGUCGAUGAUCAACUGUACAGAUAGUGAUGGGUAUUACCAGUAUGUUCAAGAUAUUCCAUGCCUUGGCACAGAUAAUCAUCAACUCACAGAUGGAAGAUUAUCAUUUCCAUCAGGACACGCAUCUUCUGCAUUCUAUUUCUUCACAUACUGGGUAAUAUAUCUUCAAGCCAGGAUGAUACCAGAAGUUUUUGGAGAUAACUUAUUUAGGCCUGUCCUUCAGUUGGCCGGUAUCCUCGCAGCUAUGUUGGUUGCUCUGUCAAGAGUAUCAGACUACAAGCAUCACUGGAGUGAUGUGUUAGCUGGAAGCACCUUAGGCCUCGUUGUAGCCAUCUUAGUGGCGGUCUUUGUCAGUGACCUUUUAAGAAUACCCAUCUCCAGAGAGUCUCGGAUAGAGAAGGGCGAGGUGAUGCCUCUCUACGGCUCAGGGUCAGCCAUCAGUGAUCAACUAAGCAGUGACAGGAUGUUAUCUGAUGAAGGCAGUGCUGUAAUCACACACAGUGACGAGAAUAGGAGAAGAAACUCUGGGAAAUAUCUGUCUUGUUCAUACAGUGGAAACUCAGUGUAGCCUGGUCUAUAAGCUUAUUUUCCUUGUUUUUACAGUUUAUUCAUGAUUCAUAUUUGGGAUAUGUGUUUUGUUACAUGAUCUCCAUACACAGAAUAGGAAAUUAAGUAAAAUACAGUGAAAACGAAACUACACAAAAAUUGAUGCUGACAGUAGGCAAGAAUCCUGUCAUACAAAAAAAUGAGAAGAACCUCAAAUAGAAUUUACAGAGCUGGGACCAGGAAUAUAGUUUUGCUAUAUUAAACAAUGUACUUGCUACAUCAGGGAUAUUACCACGUCAUAUCAGUUAUGCUAUUGCCUUGCUAUAUCGGGAUUACAUGUACAUUGUUAAUCAAGAUUACCUUUAUAUGUAUGUGGAAUAUCAUAUUUUGCCUUGAAUAUGUGUUCCCAGGUUAUCAAAACAGAAAAUUAUCAUCUUUAUUUUCUUUUAAUAAUAGGUCCAAUUUAUAGUGCAGAUACUAUAUGCAUAUAUUCUUCUGCACUUAAAUCUUGGCAUUAUAAUAUUACCCUGGCUGUAGCUGAGCUGAAAUUGAGGCACUAAAGUGUUUAAGGAAGAGAUCCUACAUCUUAAAAUCAAUGUGUCUUGCUUGACUUGACUCCAAGACUAACACUUGUGCCAACUGCCGAAGUCUCAUUGCAACAUACAAACCAGUUUUCCAACUGUUCCCUGAUUCUUAUAUACCGCUUGUGGCAAAAGUAUAAUGAAAUAGAUUAUAUAUAUUAUUAUAUGGAUACCAAAAUACAUUUUGCUCAAAACCGAAGCAAUUCCACAUAUAUCUAAAUCAUGGUGAUGACUUAUAAGUGGUGCUAAUUAUGAACAAUAAUAUUCAAAUUAAAACAGUUUUGUAUUAUGUUCACAUAAAAAUUAUAUAUUGUUUUAUUUUAAAGAAAAUGACUGAAUACAAGUGAUAUAAAGAUAUCAGGUUACGGCACACAAAGUGAAUACAAAGGAGAGAAUAAAUGUAAUGCAUUGUAGUCCAACUUUACCAAACUUGUUAACUAAUGUCACGGAACAAAUGAUUACAAAUAAAAUCUGAAUACUUUGAAUUAAUCUUCAGUAGUUAAUCUGGUGCUAUAUUGGUAGAUAAUUACUUAAAUUUUUUUAAGAGCAAUAUUGAAUUUUCAGAUAACCUUGUAAUACAUGUAAGCCUUCAAGACAUGUUAUCUUAAAAAAGUGUGACAUUGCUCAUUGUGAAAUGUAGAUGCAUUGGUGAGUUGGCAACAUCUUGCAAACAUGUAGUUUAUCUUGAAACAGUAAAUAGGCAUAGGCAUUAACAGCAGUAUUCAGUGAUUGUUCACUUUUACUUUAUAACAGUAUCAAGUUUGAAAGGAGUAAAGACAUUGUAAAAUAAAUAAUUCACGUUCAAACACUUGGUAGGGGGUAUGUAAUUUUUGUAAAAAACAAUAUUUCUGUUUUCUUCUGUAUCCUAGAUAAAGAUGAGUCAGUCCAGUACGGUACCUAAUUUUAUUUUAAACCAUAUUAUAUAAUCAAGCUACUAACAAAAGGGAAUUUUGUUUUUGGUUAAUGAAAGACAUGAUUUCAUACACCUUUCAAUGGAAGAGCAGAGUAAUCAAUGACUUCAUACAUUUGACAACUCAUCACAAAUUGAUCAUGUGAAUAUAUUCUUUUCCUAUAGGCUUGGGUGUAAAUACUUUUUUUUCUUUGUGAAGACAUCAUUGCAAAUGAAUACUAAUUAUCUUGGAAAGUGAAUGUGUUUUGAAUAUUAUUUUCAAUCUAAACCAAGUUCAUUGACCUCUUAUUUAAAACCAUAUUGUUUCUUCUACUCUUAUCCAGACUAAGAACUACUGAAGAAAAAAUGUGCCCAUCCAGAAAUGAAACUCUGGAUAAUUUGCCUCUAAAUUUUGAAUAUUUUCUAAUAAUGUAAAUGUAUUCAUAUUACAAUUUGUAAGCAGUAAAGUGACCUCCAUUGUGCCCUCUUUAUGAAGAGAAUAUCAACCGAUUCAUUAUUUGUUACUUUGUAUGUAUAUAUUUCUCUGUACAGCUGAAUUUACAUUUCAUAAAAUGAGAUGACAUUAUAUUUGUAUAUAUAGAAAUGUCUGUAUUUGAAGAAUGUUGUACAGUUGGUUUUCUUUAUGGAUCUAAUAAUUUUUAAUGAUUGAUAAUGUAAGUUUAUUUCUGGUACUAGCUAGAUUUCUUUGAAUCACUAUAACAUGCAAAGCACCAGGAAUAGACUUGGGAUUGAUGAUAUGAUAGUAUCCUUGUAAGGACUGCCUUUCGUGUCAUUGAUUUCUUAUGGUGCACUGUGUGAGAGACCUUUAUUUUAACUAUUUAGCCUACUUUUAUAAAAUUAAAGAGUUUUUUUUACUUUAAUGGAUGAGAAAAUGUUGGCUUGCAAAUAAUUUGUUCCAAACUUGUCUCAUUCAGAACUUUUAUAAUGAAUUUGUUACACAAAAGAUGAUCCAUGCAAAAAAAACUUAUUCAUGCAAUUAGCCCAUGGUUCUAUGAACAUGAUCUGUAUUUUAGAGUGUCGGCUGGUACUAAAUGAUCAGAAAUGUAUUUUUUACCUUAUUUUAUGAAGAUGCCUCAAACACUGUAAUUGACUGCUUUUCUAUUGCAAAAAAAAAAAUUAUAUAAAUAUUGCCUUUUACGAUUUUCAAUAUAAAUGAAUCAAGCCAAUCAUAAAGAAAGGUGCAUUUUGUAUUGAUUAUAAGUACAAUAUGAUAUAUCAAAAUGAAAAAAAAACAGCGCCUUUUAAUACUUUCAUUACUUACUAAAUACUAAUAUGCAAUUAUGAAUGAGUUAAAUAUAAGAUAGCAAUAAUGACCCAUAUUUUAACCUUUAUUCAUGACUUUUUAUACAUUCUCUUUUUAAAUAAUUUGAUGUUGUAAAGAAAUAUGUAUCGUUUAUGACUAUUGUAUAUGUAGUGUCACAAUUGGACCAAUAAAUGCUUGUAUAAAAUUUCA